Messenger RNA from Impatiens glandulifera, 2369 nucleotides. Its product is annotated as metal-nicotianamine transporter YSL3-like. The record is from RefSeq and is a predicted model, not a curated record. Gene Ontology annotation, molecular function: iron-nicotianamine transmembrane transporter activity; oligopeptide transmembrane transporter activity. The transcript is spliced from 8 exons. Lineage: Eukaryota; Viridiplantae; Streptophyta; Magnoliopsida; Ericales; Balsaminaceae. Bases 206 to 2191 code for a protein of 661 amino acids. Gene Ontology annotation, biological process: seed development; response to iron ion. Gene Ontology annotation, cellular component: plasma membrane.
UCAGUACUUGUUCUUAAUUUGAAUGGUCUGGAAAUUAUUCAAUUCUGAUUUAAUAAGCUAUAGUUAAUAUGGGGAUCUUUUUUUCACCACUUCAUUUCCUUUUUGUGUGAAUCGGAUAGAUUCUUUAUUUUGCGACCAAUUGCACUUGAUUCCAAUUGCCCAUCUUGUGCCUUUUUCAGAUUCGCUUUCUUUCAGAAGAGACUACAUGGAGGAGGUGAACCAGAUUGAGAGAAAUAGUUCAGAAGAGGUUGAAAUUAAAAGAAUUCCUCCAUGGAAGAAACAGAUUACAGUUCGGGGAAUCAUUGCAAGUUUAUUGAUAGGAAUUAUGUAUAGUGUUAUAGUGAUGAAGCUCAAUCUAACGACUGGACUUGUACCCAAUCUAAAUGUUUCUGCUGCUCUUCUUGCGUUUGUUUUCAUCCGAACGUGGACUAAGUUGCUUGAAAAAGCUGGUUUUGUCUCUAAACCUUUCACCAGACAGGAGAAUACGAUAAUUCAAACGUGUGCGGUUGCUUGUUAUAGUAUUUCUGUUGGAGGUGGGUUUGGUUCUUUUUUGCUUGGUUUGAAUAAGAGAACUUAUGAACAGGCUGGUGUUCAAACAGAGGGGAAUGUUUUAGACAGUUAUAAGGAACCUGGUUUAGGUUGGAUGACUGCUUUUCUGUUUGUUGUUAGCUUUGUUGGUCUCUUGGCUCUGGUUCCUCUUAGAAAGAUUAUGAUAAUUGAUUAUAAGUUGUCUUACCCAAGUGGAACUGCCACCGCGGUUCUGAUCAACGGUUUCCAUACUCCAAAAGGAGAUGACAUGGCCAAGAAGCAGGUUCAUGGGUUCAUGAAAUUCUUCUGCAUUAGUUUUGUUUGGAAUUUUUUUCAGUGGUUUUACACGGGUGGGGAUGGUUGUGGGUUCUCUAACUUCCCUACGUUCGGGCUGAAAGCUUGGGAGCAAUCAUUCUACUUCGAUUUCAGCGCGACUUAUGUCGGGGCAGGAAUGAUAUGUUCCCAUCUUGUGAACUUAUCGUUACUUUUCGGAGCAAUUUUGUCUUGGGGAAUUAUGUGGCCAUUGAUAAGAAUGCAGAAUGGAAACUGGUUUCCUUCUUCUUUACCUCAAAGCAGUAUGAAAAGCUUGAAUGGCUAUAAAGUUUUCAUUUCUAUUGCUCUGAUCUUAGGUGAUGGUCUCUACAAUUUUCUUAAGAUAUUGUUUUUCACUGGUAGAAGUAUGUAUGAAAAAUUGAAGAAAAGGACUCCCAAACCAGAUGAAGUUGACAACAAUAACAAACCAUUGGAUGAAGAUGAUGAACAAAGAAACGAAUUGUUCGUUAGAGAAGCCAUUCCAAUGUGGGUAGCAUGCGUAGGAUAUUUCGCUUUCUCCAUCGUUUCGGUGGUGGUUAUACCACUCAUGUUCCCCGCCCUCAAAUGGUACUACGUGGUAGUCGCCUACACGAUCGCGCCAUCUCUCAGCUUUUGCAACGCCUACGGAGCGGGUCUAACCGACAUGAACAUGGCCUACAACUACGGUAAAGUCGCGCUCUUCAUUCUCGCAGCUCUAAUUGGAAAAGAUUCAGGUGGAGUAGUGGCUGGUCUAAUCGGUUGUGGUCUCAUCAAAUCAAUCGUCUCGAUUUCCUCCGACCUAAUGCAUGAUUUCAAGACCGGUCAUCUCACGCUCACUUCUCCAAGAUCAAUGCUCUUAAGCCAAGCUAUCGGAACUGCCAUCGGUUGUGUCGUGGCUCCUCUCACGUUUUUCCUCUUUUACAAGGCUUUUGAUGUCGGGAAUCCAGAAGGGGAAUAUAAGGCGCCUUACGCGCUCGUGUAUAGGAACAUGGCUAUUCUAGGUGUCGAAGGGUUCUCGGCUCUUCCACGUCAUUGUUUGCAGCUUUGUUAUGGUUUCUUUGCUUUCGCUAUAUCGGCCAACUUGUUUAGAGACUUGUCGCCUAAGAGAAUCGGGGAAUGGGUCCCGCUUCCGAUGGCGAUGGCGGUUCCGUUCCUUGUGGGGGCGUAUUUCGCGAUUGAUAUGUGUGUGGGGAGUUUGAUCGUGUUUGUUUCGCAUAAGGUUAAUAGUACGAAAGCAACUCUUAUACUUCCUGCGGUUGCCUCUGGAUUGAUAUGUGGUGACGGGUUGUGGAUCUUGCCUUCUUCUAUACUUGCAUUGGCCGGGGUUAAGCCUCCAAUUUGCAUGAGUUUCUUGGCUAAGAAGGCGGUUUGAGUCUUGGAGUUGGUUAUAAAAUGGUAGUUUUUUUUUUUCUUUUGAAUAAGGUUAUAGGAGUUACAUGAUUGAAUCAGGAGAUUUGAGCUUGAUGAAAUCUAUUAUUUAUAUAGAUAAUGAUAUCAAGAUUGUAAUAUAUAUAUAUAUAUAGCUAAUUUGAAGUUAGCUUUAAGCUCGA